This is a messenger RNA of Papaver somniferum (opium poppy), 942 nucleotides long. Its product is annotated as non-specific lipid transfer protein GPI-anchored 1-like. The transcript is spliced from 3 exons. Lineage: Eukaryota; Viridiplantae; Streptophyta; Magnoliopsida; Ranunculales; Papaveraceae. The coding region runs from base 187 to 786 and encodes 199 amino acids. The record is from RefSeq and is a predicted model, not a curated record.
CAGAGACGCUGCUGGUAUCAUUUUACUAUAAGUGAUCCCCAAUUCCCAUGAAGCAUGAACGAUUAAUAUUUAGCUCUUCUUAAACUAAUAUAUAUAUAUAUGAGAAAACUCGCAAGUCAUAAACAGUAAAGAAACAGAAAAAUUCGUUUGAAAAUUUUGGUUUUAUUAGGUUGACAGUGUGAGACGAUGAGAAGUAGAAUCAAUAGUGGUAGUAUUAUCUAUGCGUGUCAAGUAUUUUUGAUACUCUCGUUGUGUAUUUCAACCAGCUAUGCUGCUGCUCCACCUAUGCCAUCAUCGUCUAAUUCGACCUUGAUAGAAGAGGAAUGCAAAAGUGAGUUUGCUAAGGUUGGAUUAUGCUUAGACUUUGCAACUGGUAAGGCAAAAACUCCACCGAAAGAUUGUUGCGCAACCAUAGAUGAUAUCAGGCAGGAAAAUGAAGUUUGUCUUUGUUAUGUGAUUCAACAAGUUCACCAAGGUGGUUCUUCUUUGAAGGAACUAGGUGUUCAAGAAUCCAAGCUUCUUGAAUUACCAAAGGCUUGUAAGUUGGAGGUCAAACUCGAAGAUUGUCCAAAGCUUUUACACUUGAAUUCAACAUCUCCUGACAAUGCCAUAUUCACCAAUUCUUCAACAGCAUCCUCAGCAGCUGAACCCACUCAUUCGUCCCAGCAAGCAACUGUGCCCGAGAAGAAAAACACAUCUUCCUCGGCUAGAUUUGUACGUGGAUCUACACUAACAGGCGCUAUUUCCAUCAUCGUCUUGAUCAACUAUAUGUUCUUUUCAGCUUAAUUAGGAGAAGCUAGAAGCCAUGCAUCGUAGUUGUUACCCUUUUCUUUCUUUCAAAGUUUUAAGUUAUGUGUCAAUGAUUCAUAUAUUAGAUCGCCGGUAGCUACUAGUAAUCAGGGAUUUAAUAAGUUUGGCAGUUAAACUACUCUCAGUUUUAUC